ACAUCGGGCCCGCGCUGGAACCUCAGUUAGUUGGUGACGACCCGCUCCGGCCUGCUCCUCGCCAGCCAGGUCCCUAAACGCCUGCUCCAGUCUUUCACGGUAGGCUGGAUCCACAUCCUUGCCGUGACCUUAAGGAAUACCUGCCAGUCUGGGCCGCUAGGGUGCACCCCACACACGUCCCCGGACUUUCCCGCCCCUGGAGCCUUGGGCGUGGAGUUCACAGUAUGCGGAGGAACUCAGAGACGUUAGGAACGCUGAAGCUGAAUGACAAAGUCUGCCCGAGCCUUUUUUGCCUGCGCGGACCCGGAAGCUGGGUAUCCGAAGGAACACACUGAAGGCUACGCACGUCCGGAAACCGAUACCGAGUGGUUUUCCCCAGGCCGGUGGGUGGGUAGGCGAGCAGCCCCGAGUGGGUGGAACAGCCCCUCUGGCAGCAGGGACAGCUACUGGUUCAGCCCACUUCACCUGAAAAUGUGAAGAGAACAACUGUCUAAGACAAGAAGAGUCUAAUAGGUGGUACCCACAUCUGAGGACCAGAACCAUUUUGGGGAGCCAAAGCCAGUGACUUCUCUACUUCCCUCUCCUAGCACCUACCUCACCUGACAUUUCAAGGAAGACUUGGAAACUGGGAGCACUCCAGGCAGCUUUUCCCUAAGCCAUGAAGCUUUGGGCCCAAAUGCUAUGGGCCCUCCUUUCUGGCCCUGGGAGAAGGAGGGGAGGCAUCCGAGGCUUGGCAUUCAGCUCCUGGCAGUCCCACCCACCUCUGGCUGGGCUGUUGAGUCCCACAGGGUUGGUCAGCCACUGGACAAGGGUCUUUGAAAAGAGAGGCAUUCCAGAAGCCAGAGAAUCCAGUGAGUACAUCGUGGCCCAUGUCCUCGGAGCCAAAACAUUUCAGAGCCUGAAGCCAGUACUUUGGACACAGCCCCUGACUCCUCAGCAACUGCAGUGUAUCCAGGUUCUGUGUAGCCGCCGAUUGCAGAGGGUACCUGUGCAGUACAUCCUUGGGGAGUGGGACUUUCGGGGGCUUAGUCUGAAGAUGUUGCCCCCAGUGUUCAUUCCUCGGCCAGAAACAGAGGAACUUGUUGAAUGGGUACUGGAGGAGGUGGCCCAGAGGCCCAAUGUGGUAGAAGCCCAAGGUGGUCCCCUCAUUCUGGAGGUGGGCUGUGGAUCAGGAGCCAUCUCCCUCAGCCUACUGAGCCAACUCCCUCAGAUCCUGGCCAGAGAGGAAAAAGCUAGCCAAGUCAUUGCUGUGGAUAAAGAGGAAGCUGCCAUCAAUCUGACCUAUGAGAAUGCUCAGAGGCUACGGUUGCAGGACAGGAUUCAGAUCAUCCCCUUUGAUGUGACCUCAGUGGGGAGCUGGACACACCUUUUGCCCUGGGGCCCCAUGGACCUGAUUGUCAGCAACCCUCCCUAUAUCUUCCACCACGACAUGGAGCAGCUGGCCCCAGAGAUCCGAAGGUGCUGGGGAGUGGGUGGAAUGAGAGGGCAAGCCCUGAGAAAGCCUAGUAGAAUCGGUCCUCCCCGGAUGACCACACCAUCUGUAGGGGUAAGCUAUGAAGACCCAGUGGCCCUGGAUGGUGGGGAAGAAGGCAUGGACAUCAUUACCCAUAUCCUGACCCUGGCACCCCAAUUCCUGAAGGACUCUGGAAGCAUCUUUUUGGAAGUAGAACCGAGGCACCCAGAGCUCGUCAGCAACUGGCUUCAGAGUCAUCCUGACCUGUGCCUCAAUCUUGUGGCUGUACGUAGGGACUUCUGUGGGAGGCCCCGGUUCCUGCAUGUCCAGAGGUCUGGGCCAUAGUGUGUCUAUCAUGUGGAUGCUUGGCUAGGGCCCCAGCCUGACUGAAUGCCUGGCUGACCAUUUCUUCUUGGAAUGCUGCUAAGAGGGAGAUGAAUGGUGCUUUCCAGAAACCCAGGUGCUUGUAGCAUUUCCCAUUGUUCUGUGAUUCCCCAUGUUUUACGUUUCUAGAAAACUUGGAAACAAGGAUGAGGAUGUGCUUCCUGAACAGCUAAGGGCAGGGACAUCUAAUUUGGCUCAGAAGCUGGGCAGACCCUAGUUCCGAAUUAGCUCCAUCAAAUCAGAGUGGUCGAGGGCAGGUUGCUCUGUGUUUCUGUUAGUGGAAUUGCUGUGGAGAUAUUGGGAAGUAAAGUAUUGAGACUGACAAAUGGUGA
Marmota flaviventris (yellow-bellied marmot) is the source of this 2169-nucleotide messenger RNA. Lineage: Eukaryota; Metazoa; Chordata; Mammalia; Rodentia; Sciuridae. The record is from RefSeq and is a predicted model, not a curated record.